CUUGGUCUUUGUUUUAUCUCUACUUUUCUUUACGACUCCCUUCUUUCUUUCUUCGUCAUGAACACCCUACUCCUCGUUUUAAUUGCAUCGCUGUGCGGUCUUUCUCGUGCCCUUGCUAUUCCCAUUGCUGCUCGUGACGCACGGCUGAGCCGUUCCAAUGCCGAACCUGGAGUUCGUACUGUGAAGAUCGUUGGAAUGUACGUGUCCAACGAGGAUGACGAUGUGACGAACUUCCAGGACACGGUUUAUGCUACGAACUUGACAAUUGGCGGUCAAAAUGUUCUUAUCCAGCUGGAUACUGGAUCCUCUGAUCUUUGGGUCAACUUGGACCAGGGUUCCAUCCAGUUUGCCAACGUCUCGAACAUUACGGCGUCUCAAUCCUACGGCAUCGGUCAAGUCACAGGCCCGAUCGCCUUCGCCGACGUGUCCAUGGGUCCUCACGAUGUCACAAACCAAGCCUUCAUUAAUGCCACGAACGCAACGGAUUUCGGCACUAUUUUCGGUGAUGGCGUACGCGGUAUCCUCGGUCUCUCCUUUGAUGCAGGCUCUAUUGUCGACCUUGAGAUCGUCGCGCACGACGGCCUCAAUGCGUCCACCGGUCGUUCCUUCAUAACCAACCUGUUCCUGCAAAACGACGACAAUAACCACUUCUUCACUGUCCAGCUCGGCCGCUCUGGCGACCCUCAGUACACUACGGAGGGUUCGUUCACCAUCGGCGAGUACAUCAGCGGAAUGGAGGACAUCGCCAACCAGGCCAAGCUCUCGCGCUUCCCCAACUCUCAGGACAUCAACACCCCGCCGCGUUGGUCCACGCUCGUGAGUGGAAUGUCCAUUAACGGCCAGGCAUUCCCCUUCAAUGCGUCGAGUGUCCCUGGAGCCCCAGAGGGUACCAUCGUUGCGGUCCUUGACACUGGCUUUACGUUCCCGCCUCUUCCCACGGAAGCCGUUACCGCCAUUUACAGCAGUAUUCCGGGUGCAACCUUCGACAACUCUAGCGGCCUGUGGAUUGUCCCGUGCGAGAACUCUACGACACUUGAAUUCCAGUUCGGUGACAUGAACGUUCCUAUCCACCCCUUGGAUAUUACUACUGUUACGGAGUUGAACAACCAGACCGUCUGCGUAAACACGUUCCGUCCGUCGACGUUCCCUGCGAACAACACUCAGUUCGAUAUCAUCCUCGGUGACGCUUUCCUCAAGAACGUUUAUGCCUCUUUCGACUACGGUAACUUCUCAGUAGAGAACCCCGGCGCCAUUCCUUUCAUCCAGCUGCUGCCCACGACGAACCUGACAUCUGCGUUUGAGGAGUUUGCCUCUGUCCGAUCGUCCAUGGUCACUGCUGCUGAGGCGUCUGCUUCCGUUACUGCGACCGCUGUCUCGUCCGCAACGGACGUUUCAUCCGCUGUGCCCACAAUGGACUGCGGUGGCAUGCCUGACUCUGCAGCACCGAGUCCUACUCCGCUCUUCACGUCCGCAUGGUCCAGCACUCCGGCUUCCUCGAGCUGGGCGGGUGUUGCCUCCGCAUCUGGGGUCCCCUCCGCAUCCGGUGUUCCCUCGGGUGGAUCUCCUGCAUCGAACGACACUACCGCUGCCCCGACCGACACCACGUCUGCCAACUCCACCAACCCUAUUUCCACCUCCGAUACGUCCACCGACCCUUCCGCCGACUCGUCUUUCACCAACUCUGACAGCUCCGACCCGUCUGAUUCCCCAAUGACUACCAUGCGCCGCCGCUCGGUUGUCUACGACCCCUCGGCGCCCGGCAUGCACCGCUCGGUCAUCCUGGAGCCUUCGCGCACGGUCAGCGACUGCCUCGGCCCGCUCAUCGAGCAGUAUGGCGCGGUCCUCUUCGCCCUGCUUGGUGGCUCGCUCGUCAUAUCCCUUGUGCUUUGUAUCGUGACCGUCGCGCUGACGCUCCGUAAUCACAUCCGGUCGCAGACACGCAGACGGGCAGCAUACUCGGUCCUCGAGGCCAAGGCAGGUCAGGAAGCCGACCCCGAGGCGGAUGUCCUCUCGGCGACGUACUACUAUCAUGACGACUAUUGAUUCUCUUUAUUUUGAUGAAUAUACGCGGACACUGGGUGUUCUGACGACUUUACGUUUUUAACUUAUCCUUUAUGUUAUCCCCUCACAGUCGCUACAUAGUCCCUUCAUUCAAUCAAUGGAACGUUCCCCAUGACAA
Molecule: messenger RNA, 2179 nt
Organism: Postia placenta MAD-698-R-SB12
Lineage: Eukaryota; Fungi; Basidiomycota; Agaricomycetes; Polyporales; Adustoporiaceae
Exons: 7
Coding region: 58-2043 (661 amino acids)
Biological process (GO): proteolysis
Molecular function (GO): aspartic-type endopeptidase activity
Source: RefSeq, a predicted model, not a curated record